Molecule: messenger RNA, 2466 nt
Organism: Aphanomyces invadans
Lineage: Eukaryota; Oomycota; Saprolegniomycetes; Saprolegniales; Verrucalvaceae
Exons: 7
Coding region: 13-1608 (531 amino acids)
Biological process (GO): RNA methylation
Molecular function (GO): tRNA (cytidine-N5)-methyltransferase activity
Source: RefSeq, a predicted model, not a curated record
AAGUUGUUGGCCAUGGCGAAAUCGUCCAAGCGAGGUCCGGUGAAGAACGGUGCAUCCGUGCAUGCAGCUCCUGUUGCCGAGAAGCGAAAGGCCGUGUAUUACAGUGGGUCGAGCGACGAAGAAGACGACUCGUACAGGAGGGGUAUUCCGUUGCCGUCGCUCGAGAAUGCUCGAGUCCGCGACUUCACGGAUCAAGUGAUCGUGGUGGAGGCCAAAAGCAAGAAGAACAAGAAGAAGGGUAAGAAGGAGCCGGCACACGUACCGAAUGAAGAGCCUCGGAAGAAGAAACCUCUCGAGGAUUUGCCGUUGGAAGAGCGAAAGAAGCGACUGCUUGAGCAACAAGCAAUUCGGUCCGAAAAGGUCGUGUGGCGCAAGUUUGGUCGGGAAAACUCGGCAUUUGAAGAGUACUACCGCAAUUUGUGGGGUUUCGAUCAAGAAGAAUGGAGAACGUUUACUAAGUGCUUGGAAACCCCUCCGUCCGUGCACUUUCGAAUCAACGGCACAUUCCGCAGCUUAAGCGACAUAGCCAAAGGCAGCUUAGAGUGCGACUUCGAUGUGGAUGGGUCUGUGCUGAAGCUGCCUUCUGGCGAGGAAAAGCCCUUGCAAUUGCGACCUGUCGCAUUUGACGAGGCUACGUGGAAGAUUAACGUGGACAGCAAGACCCUGCGAAAAACCAAGCAAUUGGACGGUGUUAACACUUUCGUUCGAGACCAAACCACGAUCGGAACUCUUAUCCGCCAAGAACCCACCAACAUGUUGCUGCCCAUCUACUUGGACGUCCAGCCUGGCCAUAGUGUGCUGGACUUGAAUGGAUCGGGGGCAAGCCGCGCAGCACAAAUCGUUCAAGGGUUGCAGGACCAAACCGACGAGUUCGAGCCCAAGGGCGUGCUCGUGGUGAACGAACAUGAUGCUGCAAGUGCGACUAAGGCCGUUCGCAUGGUCUCACAAACCGUGGCAAAUGCUGCCAGUGUGAUUGUCACAGCUCACAAGAGCGAAGAGUUCCCCUCACUUGACGACGACAAUUCCGUAUUGUUUGACCGCAUUCUGUGCUCCGUACCAUGCUCCGGGGACGGCUCGAUCCGGAAGUUCCCAGAAAAGUGGCGGUGUUGGACGCCAAAUACAGCGUUUGGAUUCCACGCAACACAGUUGGAAUUGGCCUCGCGCUCGCUCCAGCUCUUGGCCGUGGGCGGCCGCCUCGUGUACGCGACUCGAGCGUUUAGCCCAGUGGAAAACGAAGCCGUUGUAGCUGAGUUACUGCGAUCGGGAGCUUGCACAGUACGUGUAUACUUUGCUGCUUCUUGGAUUCCUUGUGCUGGUUGCUGCGAUGAUGUGCGAGGUUUAACAUUCGUCCCAGUUGGUGGACGUAUCCGACGUUGUGCCUUCAUUGCAAACCCGGCCCGGGCUGGCCUCUUGGACAGUCGUGGACGACUCGUUAUCUGUGCUCAAAUCAUACGAGUCCACUUCGGAAGACAUGCGCCGCCGGCUCAGGCUUCGUUCGACCAUGUUCGCUCCUUCAUCGUCAGAGGCUUCGUCAUUCCAUUUGGAUCGGUGUGUCCGGGUCUUGCCUCACGACAACGACACCCACGGCAUAUUUGUCGCCGUCCUUGAGAAGACGAAAGAUGUCGAGGCCGUUGCAGUUGGACCUGCCGCCGCGCCGCCGGCAUCCGUGGCCAAGAAGGACAAGAAACAUGCAUCCAACAAGCAACAGGCGAAGCAGAAACAACGUGUCGGCGUGUACAGCCCUGUCGAUCCCGCGCAUUACAAGGUUGUGUCGAAGGGGUUUGGCAUCGACUUAGCGCCGACGUUUUUUGUGGAGCAUUUGAACUUUACCAAAACGCGUGACGUCCAUUUUGUCACGGAGGGCGUCGCCAAGGUACUGGUGACCUAUGCAGGACGACUGCAUGUGCACAAAGCAGGGACAACUGCGUUUCACAUGACCCCCUCAGGUUGUGUUGUCGCCGACGACGGCCUUCGUGCAAUUGUUCGACACUGCUCGGACCGUGUGAUCUCGUUGGGCAUGGAAGAAUUCACUCAACUUGUGAACGUCAAGCAUGCAUGGCUCAAGCACUUGAGUGAGAACGCCCAAACCCAGCUCAACAAGUUGGACGAUGGCAGUGUCAUGUUGGCCCUCGAUGAAAGCGAACCGGUACAAACGGCGGACACGGACAUUGUCGUCAUCGCGAACAAGCGCCAUUCGUCGUUGUCGGUCACGGCAUCUUCCAGCGCGCUUGGGCGUAUCAAGGCGCUGAUGCUCGAAUUGAAUGUCGAUGAAGAGGAUGAGAAGGACGGAUAUGACUCGAUGGAGUACGACGAGUAGUUCCCGACGGGGCUGUAGGAAUCGACGUGGCAAGACGAAAAUACAAGUUUUUCCCAGCUCAAACUGCGGCCGUUGGGACACGUCUGGCAUGGCUGUGCAUAGUUGCGGGGAACACCUAGGAAGCACUUGUCAACCAAAUUACUAUCGAG